AUGACCGUAAGCCUACUGUCACGAUACCCAUGGGUAUCCAGUCCAUUUGUGGUCAGCGCGCCCAUGAAAGUCAUGUCCGGUCCAGCACUGGCAGUAGCUGUCUCGCGCGCCGGCGGGCUAGGAUUCAUUGGACCAGGUGCCAAAACACAAGACACAACUGAAGACCUCGAAAAGGCAUCAUCUCUCAUCCGCCAAGGAGACAGCACAAUACCAACUACUAACUCUGCGCUCCCCGUCGGCGUGGGAUACCAGCUCUGGGCUGAUGAUAUCAACGUUGCUGUCGCCGCCAUUGAGAAAUAUAAGCCAUGUGCAGCCUGGCUCUACGCCCCACGUCAACCCACAGAAUACGAUGACUGGUCUAGCAAGAUCCGUCAAGCAUCACCGGAUACCCAAAUAUGGAUUCAAAUCGGCACAUUGAAAGAGGCAAAACAACUUCUACAGAAUAUCGAGCGACCAGAUGUCAUAGUGGUGCAAGGUGCUGAGUCAGGUGGUCAUGGUCGAGCGAAAGACGGAAUGGGACUUCUGGCACUGUUCCCAGAAGUCGCAGAUGCUAUGGCAAGCAGUCAAAUCCCAUUAUUUGCGGCUGGUGGGAUUUCCGAUGGGCGCGGUGCCGCAGCGGCGAUGUGUCUCGGAGCUUCGGGGGUGGUCAUGGGGACUCGAUUUCUGGCUGCCAGUGAAGCGCGCAUUAGCCAGGGUUAUCAAGAUGAGGUUGUACGUGCGGUCGAUGGUGCAGUCUCGACCACACGCACGCUGUUGUAUAACCAUCUCAGGGGCACUUAUGGAUGGCCAGAGGAGUAUAGUCCCCGGACGAUUUUCAACAAAUCGUUUGUUGAGCAACAGGAAGGGAAGUCUUUUGAGGAAUUGAAGAGGCUUCAUGAUGAAGCUGCGAAAUCGGGCGACAAGGGAUGGGGGCCUGAGGGAAGACUUGCGACGUAUGCUGGGGCCUCUGUGGGCUUGAUACACGAUGUGAAAGAUGCAGGAGAUAUUGUCCGUGGGGUUCGAGAAGAUUCAUCGGAAAUAAUUCAGCGGCUGUCGCAAAAGAAUUAG
Molecule: messenger RNA, 1047 nt
Organism: Penicillium paradoxum
Lineage: Eukaryota; Fungi; Ascomycota; Eurotiomycetes; Eurotiales; Aspergillaceae
Product: nitronate monooxygenase
Exons: 1
Coding region: 1-1047 (348 amino acids)
Molecular function (GO): nitronate monooxygenase activity
Source: RefSeq, a predicted model, not a curated record